Molecule: messenger RNA, 1114 nt
Organism: Verticillium alfalfae VaMs.102
Lineage: Eukaryota; Fungi; Ascomycota; Sordariomycetes; Glomerellales; Plectosphaerellaceae
Exons: 2
Coding region: 41-1114 (357 amino acids)
Source: RefSeq, a predicted model, not a curated record
GACACACGGCAUGCAACGACUACUGCGACGCCUGAACACCAUGCCUAUCGACAAUAGCCAGAUUAACGCUCUGGUCCUUGACUUCGAUGGCACCAUUACGAAGCAGGAUACCAUUUCCGUCUUAGCUUCUAUCGGACAGAUUUUCCAGCGACGACAUCACCACAGCGUGAAGCAGCCGUGGGAUUCUGUUGUAGAAGCUUAUGGUCGGGAUUUCCAAGACUACACCUCAACCUACGUUCCCGCUGCUGUUGAUCGGACCAGCCUGAGUGAGGAACUGAAUUUUCUGCGAGGAUUUCGAGAUAUUGAAAGUGCUUCUUUUGGCCGAGUUGGAGAUUCAGAAAUCUUUCGCGGCAUGAACAAAGCGGACUUUUCCAUGGCUGGGCAUGAGGCACUCAGGGAUGGAACAGUGCGUUUGCAUGAUGGAUUUUCAGAAUUUAUGACAUGUGCAGCCCUUCAGAAGUGGCGCAUUUAUGUCAUCUCCAUCAACUGGUCCUCCUCUUUCAUUCGUGGUGUCCUCUCUGGAUUCCCUAUCGACAAAAUCAUAUCAAACGAGAUACGCUCCGAUGGCAUAAUUGUAGGACCUGGUAUCCUGGGCCCGCCAAGCGAAGAGACGGUGCUGGCGACUUGCUUGGAUAAAGCACACGCUCUAAAGGCACUAGUCGCGGAGCAGAAUUUGGACAUUGAUAACAUCGUCUACUUCGGAGAUUCCGUAUCGGAUAUCGAAUGCUUGAUCGCUGUCAAAGGGAUCAUAAUGUCUGGCGGGCCCGACUCAAGCUUGAUCAAGACUCUCAAACGGACAGUGUAUGGGUGCUUGCAUUCCGAUGUAGGGCGCAAAGUGGCCACGUGCAGACAGCAACGCGAGUAUCUCGCUGGCAGUGGCGAACCUGAGUGCACUCAGGAAGACUAUCAUGCCUUCCGCCGCUUGAGGGUUCCACAGAAGUGUUUCAAGUGCGCCAUGCUUGACAGCACCAAACUUCGAGCGAGGCAACUCUUGGAUUCCAUGAAGGCCGACGUAGACAAGUGUGUUGCAGCCAGAGGCGGUGCCUGGGCCUCAUCGAGGGAGUGGCGUGUAGCCUCAAGUACCAGCAACGACAACAAGCACAUAAGGUACUGA